UGGCUGCCCCUGGCAACUGUGUUGUGCUGCCACCACCUCGGCUGUCCCGGUCCCAGCUCCUCCGCAGGCCCUGAGCGUGGAGGAGGCGCGGGCCGGGAUGGACUCGGAGCUGGAGGAGCGGUUGCGAGUGGCUUUCCGGGACAAGCUGCGGCUGCUCCCAGCCGAGCUGCAGGCAGCCCGCGGCAGGACGGUGCCAGCGCGGGACGCCCCCACGCUGCUGCCGUCCACUCGUGUGCUCCUGAAGAGGCGGGAGGUGGCGGAGGUGGACCGGGAGCUGCAGAACCAGCGGCAGGAGUUCCAGCAGCGGAUGCAGCGCCUGGCGCAGCGCCGGCAGCAGCUGGCUCGGAGGCAAGAGCAGCACCGCCACGCCGUGCACAGAUUCGAGUCCUUCCUCAAGGCGGUGGCGGCCAGGCGGGAGCGGGCGCUGCGCCGGGCGGGCGAGGAGCAGGCUCGGGCGGCGGCGGAGCGGGCGGAGGCCGCCCGGCUGCAGAGGGAGCUGGAGCAGCUGCUGCGGCACAGGGAGCGCCUGGCCCGGCGCCUGCGGAGCCUCCGGCCCUUCGGGGACUACCUGCGGGACGCGCUGGCCAGGAUGGGGCAGUUCCAGGACGUGCCGGCCAUGCUGGUGCAUUUCGGGCUGCUGGAGGGGGUGAGGGCAGCCCUGGCACGGGAGGCAGAAGCUGGGCAGGAGCUGCUGGCCCAGGACAGGGCACAGCUCCAGCGGUACCGUCAGGACAUCAGCACCCAGCUCCUGGGCACCAGGGAGGAGUUGGCCCGGCUCCACACACGCCUGGAGGCUGCCCGCCAAGAUGUGCUCCAGUGGGAGUCCUGCUGGACCCACAUGCAGAGCACAGCCAGCCAGAAGACCCUGCUGCUGGGGCAGAUCAAGCUGGCUGUGCUGAACCUCUUCCAGCAAACCACUGCACAGCUCAGGAUCCCCAUGGACAGAGCCCAGGAGGACACAAAGGCCCAGCUGGACAUGGUGCUGCUCUGCAUGCAGGGCCUGGCUGACAUCUGUGCCACUGAUGCACACCCACAGCACCACAAGCGUGUCAGGAUGCUUCAGGACCAGGAAUAGCGCCUGGGGACACUUGCCUGCUCCUGGGGCUGGGAAGAGGCUGCCAGGGAGCCACACGACCCCUGGGGAUGGACAUAAUUCCUUGCAAGUCUGGAAACCCCGUGUCAAGAGGCAACAUAGAUGGCAGUGGCACAGGCACACUGGGUGGCAGUACACGCAGGCAGGGCCAAGGCACUCCCGAGGUUCCCUCCUGCACAGAGCACGCCAGGCAGGGGGAGGAGGAGGAGGGAGGUGCUGUUGGCAUCUCUGAAGGUGUUUCACAUCAAAAUACAUCCAGCAGUGCAGCCACA
Prinia subflava (tawny-flanked prinia) is the source of this 1365-nucleotide messenger RNA. It is a transcript of the gene CFAP73, whose product is annotated as cilia and flagella associated protein 73. Gene Ontology annotation, biological process: spermatid development. The record is from RefSeq and is a predicted model, not a curated record. Lineage: Eukaryota; Metazoa; Chordata; Aves; Passeriformes; Cisticolidae. The coding region runs from base 98 to 1075 and encodes 325 amino acids. The transcript is spliced from 7 exons.